Molecule: messenger RNA, 930 nt
Organism: Manis javanica (Malayan pangolin)
Lineage: Eukaryota; Metazoa; Chordata; Mammalia; Pholidota; Manidae
Product: olfactory receptor 8S1-like
Biological process (GO): G protein-coupled receptor signaling pathway
Cellular component (GO): membrane
Molecular function (GO): G protein-coupled receptor activity; olfactory receptor activity
Source: RefSeq, a predicted model, not a curated record
AUGGGAAACCAUAGCCUGUUUAGUGAGUUCAUCCUCCUUGGGUUGUCUGCUGACCCUCAGACCCAGAUUCUGCUCUUCAUGUUGUUCCUGGUGAUUUACCUCCUGACCCUGAUAGGGAACCUGACGAUGCUGCUGGUGAUCAGGGCGGAUUCCCACCUCCACACGCCCAUGUACUUCUUUUUGGGACAACUGUCCUUUCUGGACCUCUGCCACUCAUCUGUCACAGCUCCCAAGAUGCUGGAGAAUCUACUUUCUGAAAGCAAAACCAUCUUUGUAGAGAGCUGCCUGGCUCAAGCCUUCUUUGUGUUUGCCACGGGGGGCACCGAGGCCUGUCUGCUGGCUGUGAUGGCCUAUGACCGCUAUGUGGCCAUCAGCUCCCCUCUGCUCUAUGGCCAGGUGAUGAGCAAGGAGCUCUGUGUGGGGCUGGUGUGGGGCUCCUGGGGCCUGGCCUUUGUUGAUGCUCUCAUCAAUAUCCUCUUGGCUGUCAAUCUAGACUAUUGUGAAGACCAUACUAUGCCCCACUUCAGCUGUGAGCUGUCCUCUCUCUUCCCUCUGUCUUGCUCUGAUACCUCGGCCAACUUCACACUCCUGCUCUGCUCCUCUGUUUUGCAUUUCUUUGGAACCUUCAUUAUGAUCGUUUUCUCCUACGCCCGCAUUGUGUCCACCAUCCUGAGCAUCAGCUCCACCUCAGGCAGAAGCAAGGCCUUCUCCACCUGCUCCUCCCACCUCACUACUGUGAUCUUGUUCUACGGCUCAGGUUUCCUCAGCUAUCUCCUGCCAACCUCAGGCUCCCCCUUGGAGAUGGUCUUCCCUUUGCAGUACAGUGUGGUCACUCCCAUGCUGAAUCCCCUCAUCUACAGCCUGCAGAACGAGGAGGUGAAGGCAGCUGUGAGAAGAGUGUUGAGAAGGUACUUUAAUUCUUUAACAUAG